Pestalotiopsis fici W106-1 is the source of this 1554-nucleotide messenger RNA. Its product is annotated as 60S ribosomal export protein NMD3. The coding region runs from base 1 to 1554 and encodes 517 amino acids. Gene Ontology annotation, biological process: ribosomal large subunit export from nucleus. Gene Ontology annotation, molecular function: ribosomal large subunit binding. The record is from RefSeq and is a predicted model, not a curated record. Gene Ontology annotation, cellular component: cytoplasm; nucleus. The transcript has a single exon. Lineage: Eukaryota; Fungi; Ascomycota; Sordariomycetes; Amphisphaeriales; Sporocadaceae.
AUGUCUAUGGACAUUGACUACGACGCGCCCAUCUCGAUUGCGCCCCAGAACGACGAGCCGCAGAAUGCCGCCACCAUCUUCUGUUGCGAGUGCGGGGCCCCCAUCGACGGCACAACCUCUACGAAUGCCCUUUGCUACGACUGUGUAAAGCUCAAGAUCGACAUCUCACAAGGCAUCCCCAGAGAAGCAACUGUACACUUUUGCCGAGACUGCGAUCGAUGGCUGCUACCCCCGGGUACAUGGAUCAGUGCUUCCCCCGAAAGUCGUGAACUGCUUUCGCUGUGUUUGAAGAAAUUGCGCGGUCUCCAUAAGGUCCGCAUCGUCGACGCACACUUCAUAUGGACCGAGCCGCACUCGAGGCGAAUCAGAAUAAAGUUGACGGUGCAGGACUCUGUCUCGGAUGGAGUCAUUCUCCAGCAGAGCUUCGAGGUCGUCUACGUUGUCGCCUGGCAACAGUGCCCCGAGUGCGCCAAGUCAUACACAGCCAACGUGUGGCGAGCCUCCGUCCAGGUUCGGCAAAAGGUCCUCCACAAGCGUACCUUCCUCUUCCUCGAACAGCUCAUCCUCAAGCACGGAGCCCACCGCGAUACCAUCAAUAUCAAGGAGGCCAAGGAUGGAAUAGACUUCUUCUUUUCUGCUCGCAACCAGUCAGAGAAGUUUGUCGAUUUCCUAAACUCGGUGGUACCAUGCCGGGUCAAGAAGUCGCAAGAGCUUAUUUCACAAGAUACACACACGGGCACAAAGUCCUACAAAUUUACAUUUUCCGUCGAGCUGGUGCCCAUUUGCAAGGAUGACCUGGUAGCACUUCCCAUCAAGCUCGCUAGGCAGAUUGGCAACAUCUCCCCCCUGGUACUGUGCUCCAGAAUUGGUACAGCAGUCAACUUCAUGGACCCCAACACUCUCCAAACAGCCGAAGUCAGUGCUCCCAUCUACUGGCGCUCGCCGUUCGGUGCUCUCGCCGAUGCCAAGGAGCUUGUCGAGUUCAUCGUCAUGGACAUUGAGCCUCUUGGCGUGACCAAGGGCAAGUGGGUUUUGGGACAAGUCGAAGUUGCAAGAGCUUCGGAUCUGGGAGUCAAUGACAAGACCUACUUUGCAAGGACGCACAUGGGUUCCCUUCUGCAUGCCGGUGAUUCUGUUCUUGGCUACAUGCUUACUGGCACCAACUUCAACAACGAGGAAUUCGAAGCCAUCGAACAGUCCAACGCGUACGCAUCAACUAUCCCCGACGUAGUACUUGUCAAGAAGCACUACCCCAACCGUCGCCGCAACCGCAAGAGAAACUUCAAGGUCAAGCGUAUGGCCAAGGAUGAGGGCGAGCUGCUACCCAAGAAGGCCGACCAAGAGCGCAUGGAUCGCGAGUUUGAUCAAUUCCUGGACGACAUUGAGCAGGACGCCGAAUUCAGAGCUGGAAUUUCCUUGUACAGGAACCCCAAGAAGCAACCAGCUGCUGAUGAGAUGAGUAUUGCCGAGACAGAGAACGAUGAGGAUCACGAGGGUGUAGACAUGAAUGAGCUAUUGGAUGACUUUGACGAGUUGACGAUGCAGGACUCGUAG